Messenger RNA from Miscanthus lutarioriparius, 423 nucleotides. The record is from the annotation of a GenBank genome assembly. Lineage: Eukaryota; Viridiplantae; Streptophyta; Magnoliopsida; Poales; Poaceae.
AUGCCACCGGCCCCCGCGUUGUUCGUGCCCUGGGUCGUCCUCGGCAGCGGUGGCGGCGGCGAGGCGCCGGCCUCAGCGGCGUCCAUCGAGGCUCUGCCCACGGUGGAGGUGUCAGAGCCCGGCGCGGUCUGCGCCAUCUGCAAGGACGACCUCCCGCUCGCGGCCGCCGCGCGGAGGCUCCCGUGCGGCCACCUGUACCACUCCUCCUGCAUCGUGCCGUGGCUGGAGGUGCACAACUCCUGCCCCAUCUGCCGCUGCCGCCUCCCCUCCGACCACACCGAGCCUGCAGCAGGGGAGGAGGUGGCGCCGGCGGUGUCGGAGCAGGACCCGCCGCCGCCCGCUGCUCGCACUGAUCUGCAGCUCCCCGCGCAGGCUGUCAGUGUCAGUGGGGAAGGAGAAGAGACGAUUGUGCCGUCCGUUUGA